AAAAAUAUGAUUAUCAAAUCGAAGCUACCAAAUUUGGAUAUUCCGGAUAAGACAUUUCACGAUUUCUUGUUCCAUGAAUGGGAAAAAUUUCGCGAAGACGUGGCGUUAAUUGACAAUGACACAUUUGCUCAGUUCACGUUUCAAGAUGUAAUGCAAAAGGCAGACUUCAUUGCCAAAAGUUUGGUAUAUCUGAAAGUUGAAAAAAGUGAAGUUGUUCUGCUUGUGAUGGAUUGGUCUCCAGCAGCCAUAUAUAUUGCGUUGGGAGCAUCAAUGGCUGGUGCUGCAAUCCAGGUUGUCAGUCCGAAGUUGCAAGCAUGGGAAAUGCAAUUUCCAGUUAAAGAGAGUGAAUCGAGAUUUGUGUUCUCUGAUCCACUCGGCCUUCAUGAAAUUGACAAAUUGAUGAAAACUCUGAACCGAGAAUAUAGAAUUAUCUGCACAGGAAGCCGCGACUUUGCAAACGGCUAUCCAAUUAUUGAAGAUCUGGCUUUUGCAGCUAAACAGAAUCUUCCAUUGCCGAAAAUUGAACCGGACACUGAUAUUGUAUACUUACCAUACUCAAGUGGUAUUCACGGGAAAAGAAAAGGGAUAGUUACAACACACAAAGUCAUGGUUGCAAAAACAAUGGUAAUGUGGAAUACUUCCAAACAUCAUGAAUUUCGCCGUGGGGAUACUACACUUACAAUGAUUCCUCUUCACAAACAAUGUGGUCUUGAUGCAAUUUUAUGUGCACUGCUAAAUGGACUAACAGUAGUGACAGAGAAAAAUUUUUGUGUACACACUUUUAUGACGUGCAUUCAAAGAUAUAAGAUUCGAGCAGUUCAUCUAACUCCUUACUUGAUGAACUUAAUGAUGUUCGAAGCGGAGAACCAUACAUACAACAUCGAAUCAUUGGAAUGGGUGGUCACUGGAGCCGACGCUGUUACUGAAGAGCUGUACGAGGAGUUUACAGAAAUAUUUCCAUCCGUAAAAACGGUGACUCAAACAUAUGGCAUGACAGAAGUUGGCCUGAUAUGUCGAACAUACAACAAAAACUAUUCACCAUCCUGCGGGCAGUUAACAGCAAAUCUGGAAAUGAAAGUUUUGGACAUCUUAACUGGAAAAGAGUUGGGACCCAGAGAAAAAGGACAAAUUUGCGUUAAAGGAAUAGCUGCAGAAAGCCCGUAUUUAAACAAUCCAAAAGCAACAGAAGAGCACUUUCUGGAUGGUUGGAGGAGAACUGGAGAUAUUGGAUUCUUUGAUGAAGAAGGAAAUGUUCACUUGGUGGAUAAGCUGAAAGAAAUGAUAAAAGUGUUCGGAUAUCAAGUGAUUCCCAAGGAGAUAGAAACACUUUUACUCACUCAUCAAGCUGUAGAGGAAGCUGCAGUUGUUGCAAUCAACAAUGAAUUGAGUGGAGAGAGACCUGUUGCAUUUGUGGUAUUGAAAAAAGGAUUUGUGGCAACCGAAGACGAUUUAAAGGAUUACGUUAACAAACGAGUUAUCCGAUACAAACAUUUGGUCCGCGUGAAUAUCACCCAAUUCCUUCCAAAAUCCGCAUGCGGUACUCUACUUCGUCGUCUAUUAGCAGAAGCUGCAGUAAUGUCAGUCGCUUCUAUUGCCGAGGUAGAAAAAGAAUUUGUGCCAGAACUCCCAGCAGACAUGAAAUCCAUUUUGACUCAUUAAAAAGACAUUUGUGAAUCAGUUGAAAUGAUGGGUAUCUUUAUUUUGUUAAUAUGUAAAUACACUACUGAAAUAUUACUUUACAAUAAAAUAUUCUGUGGAU
Molecule: messenger RNA, 1759 nt
Organism: Caenorhabditis elegans
Lineage: Eukaryota; Metazoa; Nematoda; Chromadorea; Rhabditida; Rhabditidae
Gene: acs-12
Product: 4-coumarate--CoA ligase 1-like
Cellular component (GO): peroxisome
Source: RefSeq, marked reviewed